This is a messenger RNA of Parastagonospora nodorum SN15, 2184 nucleotides long. RefSeq lists its product as hypothetical. Gene Ontology annotation, molecular function: chromatin binding; ATP binding; ATP hydrolysis activity. The record is from RefSeq and is a predicted model, not a curated record. Gene Ontology annotation, biological process: DNA replication initiation; mitotic DNA replication checkpoint signaling. The transcript has 4 exons. The coding region runs from base 1 to 2184 and encodes 727 amino acids. Lineage: Eukaryota; Fungi; Ascomycota; Dothideomycetes; Pleosporales; Phaeosphaeriaceae. Gene Ontology annotation, cellular component: nuclear origin of replication recognition complex.
AUGGCUCCAAUCAAACGCUCACGAGCAGACAAGGCACGGCAAUUUCUCACGGGCGGCGCGGUCCUGCGCGAAGACUCCGACGACGAGUUGGGCUACGAAGACCACCCCUGGGAAUGGAUAUACGACGAUGCAGGCGCUGAAGAGGCCAUAAAGGAGAAUGCGACACCACGGAAAAGAAAGGCGGCCCCGACUUCGCUCGGCAAGCGCAUAGUCGGGGCACGCAUGGGUAGCUUCAAAUGCAAAGUUGGCGAUGCUGUGCUGCUCAAGGCAGAGGGCAACCAGGCAUGGGUCGGCAUCAUCUGCGACUUCCACGAGGACGUCGAGGACGACGAGAAGAUGGCCAAGUUCCUCUGGUUCUCCUCAGAAAAGGAGAUCCGCAACAAGAGCAAGAAGCGCACCGAUUUUCUUCCGAACGAGCUAUACAUAUCGGCAAACUUCGAUGACAAUCCUCUCGCGUCCAUCAACGGCACCGCCAAGAUAAUGUCACUGGCAGAGUUUCAGCGCCUGCACCCCGCUGGAACAGUCAAGAAAUCAUCAAGGGACUACGGCAAGGUCUUCGUCUGCAGAAGGGGCUGCAACACUCGAACCACUACCUACACGCCCGAGUUCACCUGGAACGCGUUAUAUUCGAGCGCCGAUGAUAUCGAUGCGCUGGUCGCAUUCGUUGAGAGCCAGACCAAAGCAACCAGGAGAGGCGGUGGUCGGCCGAAGAAGGCCCUACAGGAUAUUGACGAGUUCGUAGUGCCUGACUCGGACGACGAUGGCCUCCCCAAGACCCCGAGGAAGCGGCGGAAGCUUAAUGAUGCAACAAGCCCAACAUCGACUAGGAAGAGCCCGGCCUCUCGCAAAUUCAUGACUCCGACGCACAAGAGAAUUGUGAUCAAGAAGCAGCUUGAGUUUACACCCCUGGGCACACGCGUCCUCUCUCCUUCGGCACUUAAUUCGCCCUUCCAAAUCGCCCGAAAUCAACUGCAUGUUUCAUCCGUUCCUGCCGCACUCCCCUGCCGUGAAGAGGAAUUUUCCACCGUUUACAAUCACUUGGAAGCGGCAAUUACAGACGGAUCGGGUUCAUGCAUCUACAUCUCCGGCACCCCAGGGACAGGCAAGACAGCUACUGUCAGAGAGGUUGUGGCACAACUGCACGCCUCGGUACAAGCCGAGGAGUUAGAUGAUUUCAUUUUCGUUGAGAUCAAUGGCAUGAAGGUCACGGAUCCUCACCAGUCGUACUCGCUGCUAUGGCAAGCACUCCGUGGCGACAGAGUAAGUCCUGCACAUGCGCUAGAACUGCUGGAAAGGGAGUUCUCGACUCCAAGUCCUCGUCGAGUGCCAUGCGUCGUCCUCAUGGACGAGCUCGAUCAGCUUGUUACCAAAAACCAAUCUGUCAUGUACAAUUUUUUUAAUUGGCCGGGGCUACGCCACAGUAGGUUGAUUGUCCUCGCCGUUGCAAACACGAUGGAUCUUCCCGAGCGAACUCUUAGCAACAAGAUCAGCAGUCGUCUAGGUUUAACGCGAAUUACAUUUCCCGGCUACACUCACGACCAGCUGAUGCAAAUCAUACAGUCCCGACUCGAAGGUGUACCAGGCAACAUAGUACAUCCUGACGCUGUCCAAUUUGCGGCACGCAAAGUUGCGGCUGUCAGCGGUGAUGCUCGUCGCGCGUUGGACAUCUGCAGACGCGCUGUAGAGAUUGCCGAAACAGAAAAGACGUUACAGGCUCCGGAGGACGAGCCGCAGCCAAUUACUCCGAGUAGAUCCGGCCGAGGGACUAAAGCACUCCUGGCCAGGAUUCGACGGACGGGCAUUGGUGAAGCCGUGCUGGGUGAUGUUAUUGACGAGGUCAAGAGGCUAGGGCUCAUGAGUCAGCUGCAGCCAGUUCACGAAUACUUACUCAUGCCUGAGAUGGACUACAUGGCAGAGGCAGACAAAGACCCGUAUAGGCAAGCCGUGACACCAGCCAAGCAUCAAGAGGUCGCCAGAACUGGGCCUAAAUCUUUGGACGCCAAGGCUGCCAGAGCAUUUGGGCUGGCACUUGCCGCCACUGAACUGGCAGAAGCAGGAAUUAUAGGCGUCGAGGCCCGACACGGCGAGCGAGUGGGCCGCGUACGACUAGGCGUAGGUGAAGAUGAGAUACGCCUCGCACUGGGAGAAGACGAAUCUGUUAAAGGUCUUGGCUUCGGUGCGUAA